Molecule: messenger RNA, 534 nt
Organism: Acanthamoeba castellanii str. Neff
Lineage: Eukaryota; Discosea; Longamoebia; Acanthamoebidae
Exons: 2
Coding region: 1-534 (177 amino acids)
Source: RefSeq, a predicted model, not a curated record
AUGGAGCGGCCGGGCCGGCAGCGCAAGAUCAGUGAGCUGCAACACAAUCACGAAGUAGAGAAGCACUUGAAGAUGGCCAGCAACAAGCCUAUACCGACCGUCGAGUUACCCAUGCUCAAGGCCGACACGCUAGCGGUGGGGAUCGACGCGCCACCCGAGAGGGUGUUCGCCUUCGCACACCGCACCGAGAACCUCUGCAAGUGGAACAGGGACGCCUUUUGUCUCGAUCUGCAAAAGAACCACGACGAAGCAGACCGUGUUCGCUACCACCACCGCGUGGACACCCCCUGCGGUCCCGCCAAGAUGACGAUGGCCAGCAACGAGGAGCUGGGCGUCAUCGACCGCUACCUGGCGUGGGGUGCCGACGGGCGAGAGGUCGUCCUGCCCUCGCGUGUGGACUGGUUGUCGCUGUGGAAGACCGACCUCUUCCUCCUCAAGUCCAUCGUCGAGGAGGACAGGGCGACCUGCCCACCGGCAGCUCUGGCACUGCUCUGCCCCAAGACCACGUGUUGCCCGCAGGAAAAUAAUAAAUAA